Messenger RNA from Malassezia pachydermatis, 876 nucleotides. RefSeq names its product voltage-dependent ion-selective channel. NCBI's taxonomy places the organism in Eukaryota, Fungi, Basidiomycota, Malasseziomycetes, Malasseziales, Malasseziaceae. Gene Ontology annotation, biological process: monoatomic anion transmembrane transport. The transcript has a single exon. Gene Ontology annotation, cellular component: mitochondrial outer membrane. The coding region runs from base 1 to 876 and encodes 291 amino acids. Gene Ontology annotation, molecular function: voltage-gated monoatomic anion channel activity. The record is from RefSeq and is a predicted model, not a curated record.
AUGUCGAUCCCUGUGCCACCCAGCUGGAAGGACCUUGGUAAGGCCGCUUCGGACAUCCUCGGUAAGGACUACCCCAUCCACGGCUCGACCUUGGAAGUUAAGACCCGCACUCCGUCGGGCGUCACCUUCAAGGUGCUUGGUUUGCACGACAACAAGUCGUCGACCAUCAGCGGUGACCUCGAGGCUAGCUGGGCUGACCGCAAGAAGGGUGUUGCCUUCACCCAGGCCUGGUCGACUGCCAAUGUGCUCCGCAACCACAUUGAGCUCGAGAACCACCUUGCCAAGGGCCUCAAGUUCGAGGUGAUCUCGACUCUUGUGCCGGAGAAGCAGGCUAAGAACGCUCUUGUGGCUGCCACUUACCGUGCCCCUGGUCUGCACACCCGCCAGUUCGUGGAUGUGUUCAAGGGCCCGCUUGUGACUGCUGACGCUGUGGUUGGCCGUGACGGCUUCCUGUUCGGUGCCGAGACUGCCUACAACGUGAAGGACAAGAAGCUCGCUCGCUACAACCUGGCUGCUGGCUUCCACGCUCCUGAGUACGCUGUUACUCUGCACGCUCUUGGCAACCUCUCGACCUUCAGCGCCUCGUACUACCACCGCGUGAACACUGAUGUUGAGGCCAGUGCCCGCGCCACUUAUGACUCGAAGUCGGCCGGCAACGUUAACCUCGAGGUCGGUACCAAGACCUACCUCGACAACGCUGCCUUCAUCAAGGCUAAGAUCAACAACUCGGGUAUCCUGGCUCUUGGCUACGCCCAGGCCCUGCGCCCGGGUAUCAAGGCUACCUUCGGUCUGGCUCUUGACACUCUUAAGCUGUCGUCCGGCUCGAACGAUGCCAGCGCUCACAAGAUGGGUGCUUCGCUCACCUUCGAGGCCUAA